Molecule: messenger RNA, 2587 nt
Organism: Phoenix dactylifera (date palm)
Lineage: Eukaryota; Viridiplantae; Streptophyta; Magnoliopsida; Arecales; Arecaceae
Source: RefSeq, a predicted model, not a curated record
GUGUCGUCAUACCAACCGUCCGAUCAGUAGUCCUCAAGUGAAGCUGGAACGCCUUCGUCGGAAUAUCGUCGCCAUUUGAGUCAACGGUCAAACCUCACCUUCGGCUGUCUCCUCCCCACCUCGCUCUCCCGCCCCCUCUUCUCUCCUGGCCCAAAGAGAGAGAGAUUGAGACGAGAGUCCACGGUUGCCUGUCAAUACUAUUUUGGCUUCCAACCUCUCUCUAUUUAUCUUCGAUCACUGCCGUUGAGGACAUCCUAUCACUUCGAUGAUGGACGACUACGGAGGCGUGAUCGCGUCGCCGGCGGCGGAGGGGGAGCUGGAGGCGGCGGAGCGGGAGAUCAUGCGGUGGGACUCGGUGUCCCAGGCUGCCGAAGACCGGAUGCUCUUCGACGGCGGGCACCGCUCCGACGCCGAGCGGUUCCUCCGCGCCGUCGACGAGAUCCGCCGCUCCAUCAAGGGCCCCAUCGUCGUUGGCAGCCCCCGCCGGUCGUCGUCCUCCUCCUCCGGGUCCACGUCGGCGAACGCGAUCCAGAUCGCGAUGGCCAAGCUGGAGGAUGAGUUCAGUAAUAUACUGGUUUCUAGAGUCAACGAGUUCGAGAUCGAGUCGCUCGUCGAUCUGAGCUCGCUGUCGAUGUCGAUGGAGGAGGAUUCGGCCGGCGGCGAUAUCUCCGAUGCAGAGGGCGGCGAGGACUGGAGUCUCCGGCCGUCGGGAUCGGAGGGGAGCAGCCUGGGGCACAGCAGGAAGAGCAGCAGCUACCAGUCGACGAGAAGCGUCCGGGAGAUCGAGCUGGUGCCGGAGGACGCGAUCGCGGAUCUCCGGAGCAUUGCGGAGCGGAUGAUCGCCUCCGGCUAUGGCCGGGAGUGCGUCCAGGUGUACGGCUCCGCCCGGAAGGCGGUGGUGGACUUGUGCUUCCGGCAGCUCGGCGUCGAGAAGCUUAGCAUCGGCGACGUCCAGCGCCUCGAGUGGGACGCCCUCGAGGCCAAGAUCCGCCGCUGGAUCCGGGCCGCCCGGGCCUGCAUCCGGAUCGUCUUCGCCAGCGAGCGCCGCCUCUGCGAGCGCGUCUUCGACGGCCUCGGCGGCGUCCCCGGUGGCGACGACGCCCCCUUCAACGAGACUGUCAAGGGCGCGGCCAUCCAGCUCUUCGGCUUCGCCGAGGCCAUCAGCAUCGGCCGCCGGUCCCCGGAGAAGCUCUUCAAGAUCCUCGACCUCCACGACGCCAUCUCCGACCUCCUGCCGGACGUAGCCGCCCUGUUCCGCUCCCGGUCUUCCGGGUCCAUCUACACCCAGGCCGCCGGCAUCCUUUCCCGCCUUGCCGAGGCCGUCCGGGGUAUCCUCUCCGAGUUCGAGAACGCCGUCCUCCGGGAUCCCUCCAAGAUCCCGGUCCCUGGCGGCACCAUCCACCCGCUGACUCGCUAUGUGAUGAACUACAUCAGCCUCAUCUCUGAUUACAAGCAGACUCUGGUCGAGCUCAUCGUCACGUGCCCGUCGGCGAGCUCGCGGUUCGCCGGUGAGGAUCCGGGUGCUGGUGGCCCGGAGAUCGACUUCCCGGAGCCGGAGAACCCGUCACCACUGGCCGCCCACUUGAUCUGGAUCAUCGUUAUACUCCAGCACAAUCUUGAAAACAAGGCCAAUCUCUACAAGGACAAUGCCCUCUCCCAUCUCUUCUUGAUGAACAACGUGCACUAUAUUGUCCAUAAGGUGAAGGGCUCGCCGGAGCUCCGGCAGCUGAUCGGAGAUGACUACUUGAGGAAGCUGACAGCGAAGUUCCGGCAGUCAGCAACUAGAUACCAGAGGGCGACAUGGGUGAGGAUCCUCUACUGUUUGAGGGAUGAGGGAAUUCAUGUGAGCGGGAGCUUCUCUUCCGGGGUUUCCAAAUCGACGCUGAGGGAGAGGUUCAGGGCUUUCAAUGCGGCCUUUGAUGAGGUCCACCGGACUCAGGCAGCAUGGUUGGUGCCGGACACUCAGCUGAGAGAGGAGCUGAGGAUUUCGAUAUCGGAGAAGCUGUUGCCGGCCUACCGGUCCUUCCUUGGCCGGUUCCGGCAUCAUAUAGAGAGUGGUAGGCACCCUGAGAUGUAUAUCAAGUAUUCGGUUGAGGAUCUAGAGGCGGCCUUAUCUGAUUUCUUUGAAGGGUGCACACCUUCUCCACUCAACAGGAGAAGAUCACAUUGAAGAAGCUGAUGCUCUAAAGAGGUGUAGACUGAUGGGUGUGUAAGCAGAUAUUCUUUAAAUUUUUAGAGGGAAGUUAGCAGGCGAUUGUUGUUAGUCAAGCGGAGCUUCGGAUUUUCCAAGAUCUUGUUGUAGCUGAUGCAGAGAUCUGCACUCCCCCAUAAUGUUUCUGAAGAUCUUGUUGGAGCUGUUGAAUACUCAAGGGCUGGUGCCUGUAUAGUUUCCUUCUGGUGAAUCCUCAAGCUCCAAAAAUGUUGAGAAGCAGAAAGUAUAGAAGGAGAUAGAGAGGUUGGCUUGAGGAAGUCCAAGGUCAUUAGAAUUGAGCAUUAAGGUGAAGGAGGUCCAAUAGAUCCACACUUUCAAUUUCUUUUCUUUUUAUGUUUCUUUCUUGUGAGAACCCUAUUCCCUCUUUUUUUAAUU